This is a messenger RNA of Lethenteron reissneri (Far Eastern brook lamprey), 2485 nucleotides long. RefSeq names its product synapse differentiation-inducing gene protein 1-like. Gene Ontology annotation, cellular component: synaptic vesicle membrane; intracellular membrane-bounded organelle; excitatory synapse. The record is from RefSeq and is a predicted model, not a curated record. Gene Ontology annotation, biological process: synaptic vesicle clustering; positive regulation of synapse assembly. Lineage: Eukaryota; Metazoa; Chordata; Hyperoartia; Petromyzontiformes; Petromyzontidae.
GAGCUGGGUGGGUGGGGGGGUGUCUCGUUUCUUUCAUCUGCGCUGUACGGGCACGAGUCCAUCGUGCAUCUCGCACCGCGAAGCUCACCUCGAGGCACCCCACCGCGGCUCCUCACUCCGCCCGUCAUCUCGGCCGCGUGCGCCCGCGAGCCUCGGCAAGGAAAACAUCGCGCGGUUGCGUCCCGAAGGUGGGGAGCGGAUCAACGCGGGGGGGGGGGGGAGGAGACACGGGAGAGGAAAAGCGAAUAUAGGACGACGCGAUCACACGAUCCGGCUGUCUCCUCCGUUACCCGCUCCUUCUCCGCCGCGCGACUCCGAUUAGCGCUGUUGGCUAGGUACGGCGCGAAAGAAGUUCAACGUACGUACGUCGCAGCCCCCUCUGGGCUUGUCCGCGCCGCACUCGGUAACGAGGCACGUUCCUUCGCUUGCCAUGGCGCACAACAACAGCACCACCACCACCACCACUCGGAGCGCAUCACUGGGCCAUAAUGGCAACCACCAUCCUCAUCAACAACAACAACAGCAGCAGAGCAGGCCCCACCAAGAUCACCGCAGCUUCUGCUCGGAGUGCGAGGCUCUGGGCUCGGACCAGACGCACGCGGCGCGGUACCCUGCCCCUCUCUACAAGGAGCAGCCGCUUCAGCGCUGGCGGCAGGAGGCGGACGAGAAAACCGUGCAACCUCUCGACCCCCGCGCCCUGCAGAAGGCGAUGGAGGCGUAUUACUACGGCCCGGGCUUCGCCUCCUUUGCCGCUCAUCGGGCGGCCGUAGCCACCGACCCAGGCGGGGGGUUCAUGGGCACGCGGCCGCAGCAGGGGCCGCCGCUGCCGCCGCCGCCGCAGCUGCUGCUGCUGCACAAAGAUUCGGUGGCCGAGUGCUGCGAGACAACGUUUAGCGAGGGACGGGUCAGGCCGGCCGAUGCGUUGCCCGAGCCGGACUUUUGCGGGCUGGCCACGAGCGAUGCCCACGUGCACACGGAUUCGUACGACACGGACGAGGAAGACGAGAACUUCCACGAGCUCGACAGCGACUACUCGAGCGACACGGAGAGCGAGGACCACUUCAUGGCCCUCCCACCGCGCGACCACCUCAGCCUCUCCGUCUUCACUAUGCUCUGCUGCUUCUGGCCGCUAGGAAUCGCCGCCUUCUGCCUGUCCCGCCGGACGAGCAGGGCGAUCGUCAAGGGAGAGCUCCACCAGGCCAGCGCGUCAUCUCGCCGGGCGCUCUUCCUCGCCGUCCUCUCCAUCACCAUCGGCACGGGCAUCUACGUGGGCCUCGCCGUCGCGCUCAUCGCCUAUCUCUCCAAAAACGGUCACUUCUGACGCAGCCCCUGGGGCCCUCCGCCUGCCUCCUCCGCCCGCCCGUCCGCCUGCCCGCCCGCCCGCGGCUCGCCUUGACCCCGCGGCUCGCCUUGACCCCGCGGCUCGCCUUGACCCCGCGCUCGGCUACUGCCACCCCCCGCUGUCGCCUCGUCGGAGGGGCAGCGGAGGGUUCAGGUCGAGAGCGAGCGGUCGCGGCCAAGGCGAGCGGCAAUGGCACACGCGGCGACGGCGACGGUGCAGCCGGACCGAGUCUUCUUAAGCGCAAAAAAAAUUAGUAAUAAUAAUGAUGAUAAUUUCAAAAAAUGAUAAUAACGUCGCCGUCUACAGACGCGGCAUCUUCUCCAGCGUGGUUCCGUCCUCGUGAAUCCGAGAAGAAUCACACGAGACGGUAACGACCCCUUCCCCCCCCCCCUCUCUUCCACCUCUUCCCAUUCAUGCCAAAGGACAUUCUGCAUGGGAUGCAAGUUAACGCCCGUUCGACCACUAGCGCAGCUUUUCAACGCGGGCGCUACUCUCUUUGUUCGAUUGUUCGUUCGUUUGUUUGCGUGUUUGUCGCUCUCUCGCACCCCUCCCCACCCGACCCCCAAUAUGGUGAGAAGAAAAGGCAAGACGGUGGUUGAUGUGCUGUGAAAUUACCUGCUCAGAGCCUGGCCACAGUUGCCGGGACAAACGUAGCAGAGGGAGAGAAGAGAGGGGAGAGUUUAGUUUCUCGCUGCUAGGACCGCGGAUGACGAUAACCACCGGAGCCCAAGGGAGGCUGCCUCACCCCGAUCAUCAUUUUGUAACCAACCAUUUGUGUUGUUGUUGUUGCGGGGAAUUGUUCAGCAAAGGGGCCUCUGGGUAACCGGAACGUUGACGAUGGUAGCGAUGAUUUUGCGGGAUUUUAUAGCAAUAUUCUACGUUACCCGAUGCGUGCACUAAACUAGAGGAAGGUUAUUUAAAUGAACAAAAAAAACCGCGGUUUGUCAGAGUUUAUAUACGUCAUUUAAUAUAAAUUAUUCAAAGCAUAUACGAUAUGAAAUACAAAAUAUAUAACCGGCUAUGUGUACGUAUAUGUAUGUAUGUAUCCGUGUAUGCGUAUUGCAUUUUGUUAUCAAAAAUAAAACUGCAUUACACAAGGGGGGUGAGUACUGUCAAGACCAGAGGCUGUUGAAUGUGUGCGUG